Molecule: messenger RNA, 2280 nt
Organism: Penicillium verhagenii
Lineage: Eukaryota; Fungi; Ascomycota; Eurotiomycetes; Eurotiales; Aspergillaceae
Product: Zn(II)2Cys6 transcription factor
Exons: 2
Coding region: 1-2280 (759 amino acids)
Biological process (GO): regulation of DNA-templated transcription; DNA-templated transcription
Molecular function (GO): zinc ion binding; DNA-binding transcription factor activity, RNA polymerase II-specific; DNA binding
Source: RefSeq, a predicted model, not a curated record
AUGUCCUCCGUCCACGAUAACGCCUCUUCACCCGGGAGCGGCGAUGGGGUGAGCAAGCGCAAACAGGGGUCGGCGGCGUGUGUCCACUGUCACCGGCGCAAAGUCCGUUGUGAUGCUCGAGUCGUCGGAACCCCCUGUACCAACUGUCGCACCUCUGGCAAGUCCGACUGCCGCAUCCACGAGAAGAAAAAGCGUCUUGCUGUGCGCUCGAUUCUCGAUCCCGUUCCGAUCCGAUCUCGGCCUCUACCGACGUCUGAUCAUGCCGCCAAUCCUACAAAUCCAGCCUGCACACCGCUGCCGCCAAGCUUUCCAACUGCAUUUGGGAGUGGCUCCGCGCUUGCAGGUAAUUCUCCGCAGCAAACCUUCUUAUCCAAUGCCGCAGAGCCAUUUCGUCAAGGCCCGGAUCUGUCACACGCCCAGGAGGCGCACACAGAGAUGGAGCAACGCCUUGUGAAACUGAUCGACGAGGAAGAUUCCGGUCGAAGAGAAAUCCAGCGAGGCGUGCGCGCUUUCUACGUCGGCCAUGAACAUUCUAAUAUGUCAUUUCUCAUUCGGCAACAAAGAGACCAGGAUGACGAUGUAUACCAUUUUGCCAGCAAUGAAAUUCCUCGGCGACAGAUGAAGACUGGGCAUGAUCAGCUCCUUAUGGAUGCCCUAACACUCCCGGAACCUGCUCUAGCGGAUGAGUUGGUGCAAUCAUAUUUCAACUUCGUCAAUCCGGGGUAUCCAAUCGUCGAUGAGGACCUGUUCAUGACACAGUACCGAAAUCGAGACCCUGCAGACCCUCCUCCAAUUCUGCUACUCCAAGCUAUUUUGUUAGUUGGAGCCCAUGUCACCCGCGCAAAGGCAGAGCGUGAUACAUUGAAGGAGAUCUUUUUUCGCCGCACGAAAUAUCUCUUUGAUAAUCGCAUUGAGCGAAAUCGAGAUAUUUUGGUUCAAACGGCGCUGCUAUUAACUUGGCAUUCUGAUAGUGCUGAUGAUGAUGUCGCUGCAGAUGCCCAUUUCUGGGUCGGUGUAGCUGCUCGGAUUGCCACUGGCCUGGGAAUGCACCGUAAUCCGGUCUCAAGUCGAUUUGUGACUCGCGACAGGCGAAUGUGGAGACGAGUCUGGUAUAUCCUAGUACAGUUCGAUGUGAUGGUUUCUCUUUCUUAUGGUCGGCCGCAGGCUAUAAACUUGGAUGAUUCUGAUGUGUCGCCUUUGACUCCUGCCGACUUUGAAAACUGUGGACCUCGUGUACAAGCCGACUUUGUCAUACAUUUUACAGCGCUUUGCACUAUGAUUUCAUAUCUUAUACGGGAUCGGUUCGGUCUCCGGGCUAGCGAUGAGCGACGAAAGGCCGUUUUGCAAGAGGCAGACGAAUCAUUGGCGAAUUGGUCCUUGAAGCUGCCUGACAAUCUGCGUCUCCGAGCGUCUGAUAUGGACCCUUGGUCAGCUAUGUUGCAUCUUACCUAUAACAAUUUCCUCAUUCUCCUUCACCGGCCACAUCCAAGAGCAUCGGCGUAUUCCGACGACUAUGGGCCCCACGACGCAGAAAUCUGUAGCGCCGCCGCUGGAGUCAUUGCUUCCAUCUUCGAGGAGCUCCGACUUAACGAUCGAUUGAAAUUCCUUUGGUACACUGGUGUCCACACUUUGUUCACAGCCAUGAUUCAAGUCCGUGUGGAACUUCGGUUCUCCAAUCCAGUCCUGGCAAUCAAUGCAUUGCGCCGCUUCGACUCCGCAUCUUAUUCGUUGCGUGAAUUGGCUCAGUACUGGGUUCAUGCAGGCACAAUUCUGCGGCUCUUUGAAGAUUCUAAGCGGCUCCAGGAAGAUUUGCGCAUGGCCACCACCGACCGAUCCAAGUCGUUCAACGCUGUUCCACCUAGUAUCAACAAGAUCCCCAUCACUGUAUCUGAGGCUGCAGCAGCCAUGCAAACUGUGCAUACCCCACGGCCCCUCUCCUUUGGUGUGCCGACACCAGAGUCCUCCCACACCCCGAUGCAAGGUACACUGUCACCACAACCAAUUCCCAAUUACGAUAAUUGGAUCACCGCUCCUCUUCGACUUAAUGUUGGCCCUCUGGACAGAAGUGAUACCUAUCCGGCCAACAUGCAGGUAGACCAAAUGGAUCAAACCCGCGAUUACCCAGACUGGAGACAAUUGUUCUCUUUUACCGACUCUGAUCUCGCAAUGCCCAUGGCCGGCGAGGGACUUCUUGAAUUAGAAGAUGAAUGGAGGCAGAUCUACUGGCAGGAUACACCCAUGGCAGAUCUCAUCCAGGAUGGCAGUUGGCUUCCUGGAUAG